AUCGACGGCAGCGGUUUUGCAGUAAAGCCCUAACCCUAGAAGCCGCUCUCUAGGGCUUACUGCUUUCGAAAGCGCCGCGCAGGGAGGAGGAGGAGCCAUGGGGAAGACGCGCGGACAGGGAGCCGGUCGUAAGCUCAAGAACCACCGCCGGGCGCAAUUGUGGGCGGACAAAUCCUACAAGAAGCGCAACCUCGGCAACGAGUGGAAGAAGCCCUUCCAGGGCUCGUCCCACGCCAAGGGGAUUGUCCUCGAGAAGAUUGGUAUCGAGGCCAAGCAGCCCAACUCCGCCAUUCGAAAAUGCGCGAGAGUUCAGCUCAUCAAAAACGGCAAGAAGAUCGCGGCGUUCGUCCCCAACGAUGGCUGCUUGAAUUACAUCGAAGAGAAUGUAAGUUUCUUGCUCCAGAUCCUCUUGAUCUUCGCUCGCAUCUCACCGGUUGGAUCCAACUCCCCAGGACGAAGUGCUCAUCGCUGGAUUCGGGCGAAAGGGUCACGCAGUGGGAGAUAUCCCCGGAGUGAGAUUCAAGGUCGUCAAGGUCUCUGGAGUCUCGCUUCUAGCGCUCUUCAAGGAGAAGAAGGAGAAGCCACGGUCUUAGAAGCCUCGAGCUCGAAAAGAUUCGUUUUGAUCCCCUCCAAUGUUGUUCUUUUGUUAACGAGAUUCCACAAACAAGGGCGUUUACUUUUUCUAGUAAUAGCAAGACUGGGUUUACGUCCAAGCCUUUGACAGUGGAGUAGGGUUUUAGUGAAGAGCAGGGGCGGGCGCGCGCGCGCUAUGAUCCCGUCGCGGAGAUCCAUGGAUCCGCGGCAGCAGCAGGCUUGCUCCUGCCACUCGUGCGCCACGAAGCACGAGUACAGGGGCAAAUCGCACAAAUUCUUUUGCGAGGCGGGAGGAGCGGCGGCGGAAUCUGGGCACUGGAGUGGCUGCGGCGGUGGCGGGAUGCUCUUCCCGGCCACGCCGCUCAAGCGGGAGAUGACGCUGCGGAGGGAUAUCGCAGUGGAGUCUCCUCCUUGUAGUACUGGCGACAGGGCUUCUUUGUGGCGGUGGCCGUGCUCCAUGCCGAGAUAUCGACCGGAGAACCAGAUCGUUCUGCACAAAUGGUUUCUUAUCAAGCUCGAAGAAUCCGACACUACGUCCGGAAGGUUGCAAGUAGCCUUGGGUGGCUUUCAGUACGGGAUGGACUCGGAAUUCGUAAAGACUGGCCCGAUUGCCCAGCGCACUGACAAGAGCAGACUGAAAACUUGUGAUGGAGUUGAGGUUCGUUUGAUGGGGUCCAUGGACGAGGAAACAACUAUUGCCAAUGGGUUUUCAGCCUGGGUCGCUGAUAUAUUCUAUUCCGGUUUCCCGUGUACGUGGGAGAGAGUUCUCCAAGACGACACCGAAGUCUCGAGAAUGACCAAGAAAGUCGGCGACACUAAGCGCUCGCUCGGGGGAUCAAGUCCCUGUAGCAGCAAAGGGGCAGCUGCGAGUGAGAGUCAAGCCGCAUCACCAACAACAGAAACACAAGUGGUCAGCAAAGAGCCAAGUGUGGAGACGAAGACUACCGUUGCUCAUGGCGACACAGAACCUAUUAUAGUAGUGACUGAGGUCCAGAAUGAGGUGGCUACUGUUGCAGAGAUUACUUGCAAAGAACCGGUUGCCGAAGGUGAGGCUGAUGUUGCUGCCGAAGCCAUCGUGGAGGAACUUUUCGGGACAGAGCGAGAACAAGACGUGGGAACAGAAACUCGAGAACGUACAGUGGCAGAACUUACUCUGAAACAAGCAGGUGCCGGAUCUCCGGAACAUACCGUGGCUGCUGAAGUCCACGAACGGCCAGGUUCCGAGAAGCCGCCGAGCCCAAAGCCGAGAGAUACCGUCGAGGCCCGGGCCGAGUCCGUGGUUGAAAACAACGACACCAUUGCCGAGCAGCGGAAGAGCAUAAAGCCAUCACCGGCGAGGGGACGGAAGAGGCCCUUGUCGAAGCCGUCAGGAAAGCGUGGCCGGCCUAGGAAGAACAAGCUUCCACAGGAGGAAGCGGAAGCUCCGGCACCACCUCCAGUGGACUCGGGAGAGCCGAGCUCUAUCGAGGAAGAUAAAGAGGCUCGUGAGCAAACUGAGCAAGCAGGAUCAGAGUUGCUUGCUACUCCUCAAGAAGUGGGACAGGAUAGCAUGAAACAGCAGGUGGUCUCUGGCACUAACAACCAGAUUGAAGCCGGGGCGUCUACUGCCCAGUCGAAACGUACCAAGCGGAGACCAAAGCGCUCCUCCAAUGUGCCCCCGCCGCUGCCAGCGUCCCGUGUGAAGCAAGACGAGGUGAUCGAGGCUUAUGGUUUGAAGACUUCCAGGAGUGGAAGGCUGCUUGUACCUCCACUGGCGUACUGGAGAAAUCAGACCAUAGCUCACGACAAGGACGGAGGCAUCAUUGCAAUCCUUGAUGGUUUUAAGGAGACUCCCUCGGACACAGGCUGUUUCAACUUCAAGCCUCCCACGGAGAAGCGGCAAUUGCAGCAGAAGCUGUGCUCUGCUGCUUGGGAUGUCACGGAGAAGGGAAAGAAGAAGGCUCGAAAGUAGUAUAACCAGAAGGCUCUUGACAGUGUACAAAGACUGCCACCCUCACAAACCUCUUACCUUCUCAACAAGUAGAAUGCAGAUAACACUAGGAGAAGAAGAUCCUCGUUUGACAGAUGCAAUUUACAUUUAUAGUGUCCCUCUUGUGCCAAAUGUAAGAAAUGAAACAUUGCUGCUGCA
Molecule: messenger RNA, 2722 nt
Organism: Selaginella moellendorffii
Lineage: Eukaryota; Viridiplantae; Streptophyta; Lycopodiopsida; Selaginellales; Selaginellaceae
Product: 40S ribosomal protein S23
Exons: 10
Coding region: 770-2545 (591 amino acids)
Biological process (GO): translation
Cellular component (GO): ribosome; cytosolic small ribosomal subunit
Molecular function (GO): structural constituent of ribosome
Source: RefSeq, a predicted model, not a curated record